Molecule: messenger RNA, 1186 nt
Organism: Nicotiana tabacum (common tobacco)
Lineage: Eukaryota; Viridiplantae; Streptophyta; Magnoliopsida; Solanales; Solanaceae
Source: RefSeq, a predicted model, not a curated record
AUGACUAUUGUAUAUUGCUUAUUGGUUGUUGCUGUUAAAAGGAAUUGGGACAUUUCUCAAAUAGACGUCAACAACGCAUUCUUGCAUGGGGAUUUGCAAGAGGAGGUUUUAAUGAAAUUUCCUGCCGGAAUGAUACCUCCUUCCCUUAAUCAUGUUUGUCGACUCAAAAAGUCAUUAUAUGGGUUGCGGCAAGCCUCUCGACGAUGGUAUGCUAAGCACACAGCAGCCCUCAAUUUCAAAGAGGGGAAGACUUCUCUUGUUGCAGUUUAUGUAGACGACAUAUUAUUAACUGGUAAUGACCCCACAGAGAUUGCAUUUCUUAAACUUUUCCUCGAUCAUGAAUUCAAAAUUAAGGAUUUAGGGAAGGUUCAUUAUUUUUUAGGACUGGAAAUUCUACGUGAACCACAAGGGAUCAUACUGAGCCAAAGAAAAUUUACCUUGGACCUUUUGUCUGAAUUUGGUGUUCUAAAUUUGAAGCAUGCUUCCUCUCCUAUUGAUCCUUGCUCCAAACUUCGAGCAAAUGAAGGUGCCUUGUUCUCUAAUCCUACACUUUAUUGCCAACUUCUAGGCAAGUUGAAUUUUCUCACACACACUCGGUCGGAUCUCUCUUUUGCAGUCCAGCAUUUGAGUCAGUAUAUGCAGACCCCUUGUGUCCCUCAUUUUGAGGCAGCUUUGCGAUGUUUGCGUUAUCUUCUCAACAAUCCAGGAAUGGGAUUGUUUCUGUCAUCUUCUCGUUCUUUUGAUUUAAUUGCUUUUUAUGACUCGGAUUGGGGAACUUGCCCAGACACGCGACGUUCCAUCAGUGGAUACUUCAUCACUUUUGGCAAUUCUCCUGUAUCUUGGAAGUCCAAGAAACAAGCUUUGGUCUCUUUGUCAUCGGCAGAGGCAGAAUAUAGGUCAAUGCGUCGAGUAGUGGCUGAAAUAACUUGGCUUGUACGACUUUUGCAAAAUCUCUCUGUUUCUCCAUUAUUUCCGGUGGCUCUUCAUACUGAUAGUCAGGCAGCAAUUCAUAUCGCCAAAAACCUGGUAUUCCAUGAGCGUACAAAGCACGUCGACCUUGAUUGCCACUUUGUGCGUCAACAAUACAUUGUUGGACUCAUCUCUUUGUCAUUCGUACCGUCAAGUUCUCAGAUUGCAGAUGUUUUUACAAAAACCCUCUCUGGCCCUAAUCAUCAGUCUAUUCUGG